AAUACUAAAAGUAGUACAAGUAUGAGGAUUGGUAUCCUUAACUUUAAAAUUUGAAAAAAUUACUUAGCAUGGUACAUUUAUGCAUCACACCAUAGGCCACUAGGACGUGACAUCUCUUCAGUCGGAUUUUCCCAUCUCCUCAUUAUCUCUCCUACGCAUUUCUCUGUUAAGCAUGUGGGCAUCAGCAGGUGGAAACAACAAUAAUAGCAGCAGCUACAUAGGGUGUGGUAGUUCACCUUCAAAAUCCUCCUCCACCUGCUCCUCCCCUGCACCUUGUUCAUCACCAUCUUCAAAUACCCUUAACCUGUCAGCAAAAAAAUCCAUGGAAGAAGUCUGGAAAGAUAUAAGCCUAGCUUCUCUAACUGAUCACCCUGCAGGAACUGUCCUCUCCUCCACAACCAGUAACCCUACCUUUCCUAGCAUGAUCUUUCAAGACUUUUUGGCUAGGCCCUGCAACAAAGAACCUCCAAGAAGAGGUAGUGUCUCCAUCGACACAUCCCUCGCUGAAGAAACCACCCUUUAUGGCUCUCUAGCACCCACUCCUGGCACCCUAUUGAGCUUGAAUUCUGGGUCUGAUUUCAUAUCCAUGGAAAGUAGUGGAGAUCCCGUGAGGCCAAACCCAGCAGUCAAUGGUCGUACCGGCGUUGGAACUCCAACUUUUGGUUCCUCUCACAACUCUACUUGUCAUGCGUUUGGCUCUUCUGCAGUUUUCCCUUCUUUCUGCCUUAAAAGGGCUAAAGAAAACAAGGAAAAUUCCAACGAUCGGCGGCAUAAGCGCAUGAUGAAGAACAGAGAGUCAGCUGCUCGGUCAAGAGCCAGAAAACAGGCUUACACAAAUGAAUUGGAGCUUGAAGUUGCUCAUUUACUGGAAGAAAAUGCUAAACUUAGAAGGCAGCAAGAGAAGUUGUUGGCAGCUCCUGCUCAGCUUCCCAAAAAGAAUACUCUCAGUAGAACUUUAACUGCUCCAUUUUAAGAUGUAAGAAGGCAGCCAUUAUUCUUCUUAGUCUCUGUUUUUCAUGCCCUUUUGUUUUUGUUCUCUAUCAUCCAGUUGACCAAACAAAUCACUUGUCCGUUAGAUAGAGAUGCUUUUAAAUGGGCUAAAACAAUAGGCAGGGUUUUUGGUUGGAUACGUCUCUCUCAACUAUCCAGUGGUUGUAAAGAAAAAGGGCAAAAAAGAAAAAAUUGUAAGGAAUAAAAGAACGGCCUGUUUUGGGAUCCCAGGCCGCAGGGAGAAAGCCGUUGGUGGGGUGGUUCCCUAGUUUUUAUAUCUAUCCCUUGAAUCCCUGGACUUUUGUUUUUUUUUAGUUUUCUUGAUGUUUGCUUUCUCUUUUACGAAUGAGGACAAGGAGGUUUCAAUGAAAGACAAUUAAUGCUUAAAGCGAAAGCACCAUAGGUAAUCUGUUUGCCUAAUAAAGAUGUUAACAGUGUCAAAGAUGGGACAUGUUUGGCUAUCAAUAUCAGUAUAUCACCACUUAUUCCUAACCUUAUCUCUGCCUGCUCCUAGUCUUCGUUCACUCUCCCGCAUUCCCUAUUUCAUUGCUCCUCCUGCCCCAAUCAAGAUUGGUCAUACUGCUGUUUGGUUUGAAAACAUUUCUAACUGGAGGCAGAGGGUAGGGGUCAAGUGCACAGUGCACAGUGCACCAACAAAUUGAGUGCCAACAAAAAGCUUACCCCUGUAGUAAAACCUGCUAAACCCACUCGGCUUGAACAAUCCUGACACUCAGGACUGUUUCUUCUUCUUUUUGGUAUAUAUUAGUGUUUGAUGAGUGAAUAUGAGUAAUGGAUAUUGUAAGAUACUUUUUGCCGAAAAAGCUAUUGAUUCGAAUGGGUGGUCGUUCCGAAGUCAUGCCACGACGCCCCUUGGGCCCCCACGGCUUUCAAAACCUUUGGUUAAAAUAUUGGCCUUUCUCCAUUUAAUAAAAAAAAAAGGUACUAUUAGUAGUAUACUUUUACUUGAGACUUUUUUAAAAACCCAUUGCAUGACCUCCUUUUUAUAGUAGUUAAAUUUUUUUUAUUGUAAACUCUGGGUAAUGCUUUUAAUUCUAAUAGA
Messenger RNA from Theobroma umbraticum, 2050 nucleotides. RefSeq names its product bZIP transcription factor 27-like. Gene Ontology annotation, biological process: positive regulation of DNA-templated transcription. Gene Ontology annotation, cellular component: nucleus. The record is from RefSeq and is a predicted model, not a curated record. NCBI's taxonomy places the organism in Eukaryota, Viridiplantae, Streptophyta, Magnoliopsida, Malvales, Malvaceae. Gene Ontology annotation, molecular function: DNA-binding transcription factor activity.